Messenger RNA from Daphnia carinata, 1176 nucleotides. RefSeq names its product putative gustatory receptor 28a. The transcript is spliced from 6 exons. Gene Ontology annotation, biological process: sensory perception of taste. The coding region runs from base 1 to 1176 and encodes 391 amino acids. Gene Ontology annotation, cellular component: neuronal cell body; axon; membrane. The record is from RefSeq and is a predicted model, not a curated record. NCBI's taxonomy places the organism in Eukaryota, Metazoa, Arthropoda, Branchiopoda, Diplostraca, Daphniidae.
AUGUCUGUGUUUGAUCAGUUACGUCCAUUCGUCAGCCUUUGUCAAGCUUGCGGAAUGUUUCCUUAUACAAUUGAAGAAAACUUAACUACAAAGAAAUUUGCGAAAUUCAGCUUCUCUUUCAGGCAUGCGAUCACCUGGUGGUUCUUGAUGGUCAUCAGUUUGCAAGUGACCGUUAGCGUCGGCAUCAUAUAUUCAUCUAUGGAGCAAAUAGGCAACUUGACAAGUGACCAAAACAUGCCAAUCACGGCUACCAUUUUAUUUGCCGUCAACUGGCCUUUCUACAUAUUGCAAAUGUUCACAACUCGCUGGAUCGUGUUCCAUUAUCGUCGGCUUCGAAACGUAGUGAAUACCGUGCAAGAAGUGGAAAGGCUUUUCGGAGAAGAAUUUGUUGUGAGGCACAAGAGCUCAAUUACGAAAAUAUUUAUUAUCAGCUUCAUUUUCAUUGUUACAAUAGGUAUAGGUGUGCUGGUUGUUAUGGUGCCAGUUUACAGCUCGUUCAGUGUGGCAGAUAUGAACUGGAUGUUCGUUGCAGCUUUCCUUUCAAUUGUGGCAUUAAACAGCGUCAUGUUUGACAGUACAUUCCUUUUGAUUCACCUGUCUUAUUACAUUAUUGGCCAUUACAUGCGGCUCGUCUUGUGGGAACCCAUUGAGAACAGUGGCGAAUUUAAUCGGACUCCAAGCGAAAGGACAAGAAGAAUGCAAUGGCUGAAACAAAAUGUCCUGAUAUUCGAUUAUCUUUGUCGAGCCACUUCGGAGCUGAACGAUAUUUUCGCGUUCCCUGUUUUUUACAUUGUGACUACGAAAUUUAUCUUUGUUGUCAGUAUGGCUUAUGCCCAGAUACAAAUUAUUAUUCAUCCAAACGUUGUUUUGGGAAAUUACUGGUUGAUGUUUCCUUUCCAAUUCGUAGUGGACUGGGCCCGAAUAUUGGUAGUUCUUACUGCCGCCGAUAUACCUGCCAAACAGGUUAAUCUUCUCCAUGAAAGAGUAAUUGUCACGUCCUGUUCCGGAUUUUACCAAACAUUAGAUGAAAAUAUUUCAGUUGCAACUAUCCUAAUGCAAAUUGACGAAAAUCGCGUCCGCUUGUCGGCUUUUGGGCUGUUUAAUGUCGGUACUCAUCUUAUCCCAGCACUAAUGGGCGCGGCCGUGACUUACCUGGUUAUUCUUAUUCAGAAUUAG